AUGGCCAAUCCAGUUGCCAGCCAGAUUGGGCAGUCGGGAUCUACAAUAGUUACUUCCUCGCUGUCCACACCGCCAGUACAGCCAGCAUAUGUUCAAGCGAUUGGUCACAACACGAGUUCGACGGUUUCAGGUACGCCAUCUUAUUUUUCGGAAUUAUUCGCUCCCCGGCUUCUAACCCUGGCAGAGUAGCCCCCGGAGAGGUUUUUCCUGUUAACGAACGGUAUAACAUAGUACAGCCCGGCAUCCAGUCAGCCCAAUUUCCUACACCUUCGAUUGAGUUUUCGCCGUUUUUGGUGGGCCCGGGAAUUCCGCCUGUAUCGGUAAAACUGGUUUCAGCAGUGGUUUCGGGCCAUUUUGUCGAUUUAACCGCCCUUGUCGAGGAACCAACAGAGCGGGAGCCGCCUUCGUUUUCUCUGUUGGCAGACCAGCUGGUUGUUCGUCCCGCCAAAAAGAGAAAGAAUUUGUAUCCGUCGUAGAGUGGCUGGAAGCGUUUGGUGUGUAUAUGCUGAUUGUGACAGCUUAUCAUCCGCAGCGCAUCACUGAUCUUCUCCGAUAUUUAUUGCUUGGCUUGCGAACAGCGCAGAAAUUCUCCUCCAAGGUCUGGCUUACGUAUGACGUUGCGUUCCGCAAGGACGCAGCGGCGCGGGGUUUGUUUGAUUGGUCGUCCCUUAAUCCUUUAAGGCCUGGGACUAAACUAAAAAUAUUAUAAAUGGGAAAACUAGUGUAUAUGCAUAAAUUCACCUUGAUGAACAAAUAUUUGUAUUUUUUUCAGCCAUAAGUAAGCUAGUUUAGGAUAUAUUUUUUGUGCACAUAUGUUGACAUCAGGAAUUUAUGGAAUGAAAAACAUAAUUUUUUAAUUAUGUAAGUAUCAUGAAAAUCAUAUAAUAUGUACAAGCUAAGAAUGGUACAGUUAUUCAGAAGUUAUGCCAUGGUAAUCCAAAAAGCAUGUUGUCCCUGUUACGCACAGGUACACUCGGCACUGUAAGGACAAAAACUUGUUGUUCUGCAACAACCAGUGUUUUUGCAACGUCGAAGCUUCUCAACCUGAAGAGGCCAGUGGUUUCAUUUGUCACGUAUACAUCCUUUGGAACUUGGCUGGCUUGAACUACAAACAUGGAAGUCUUCAUUAAAAGUCUAUACUAUCAAUUCUGCAUGAAGAGACCCAACCUUGCAUUCAGAAUGUUGCAUGAUGUACUAUAAAAAACAGAGAAUGGAAAUUUCUUUGGCAAAAGCUUGCUUAUGAAAUACAGUGCUAGAAAGAAUAAAAUUGCUAUGCCUUUAAUUCCAUUAGCAAUCAGAUAAUGCGGUCGAACAUCACUGCUAUAACUUACAAAUUCAUUCCAUAAAUUCCUCAUGUGCACAUAUGUGCACAAACGUUCGUGCUUUAAAAUUGACAUGAAAUACCAGUCUAGGACUGAUAAAUACAGCAUAUUUUCGUUUACUUGCAUUUCUAAAACUGUUAUCUUAACUUCCUCAUAUUAUGUCAUCGCUUUUUACGACAAAAUAACCCAAAAUUUGGAAGAAAUUAUCAAUAAGCUUACCUCGCACACAUUUCACUAAACGACGCCAUGUUUACUUGCCGCCACUAAUUCCAAUCACUCAAAAUAAGGAUUUAGGAUACUAUUUAGGAUAGAUAGAAUUUUUAAAAAGGUCGCCCCCCCCAGGAAAUUCUCCCCCCCCCCCUCAAAACGUGGCGAUAUUUCUAGAAAUAUUGCCGCCGGGGGCGAAUAUCCUAGGAAUAUUGCCUCCCAGGGGGUGGGACGAAUACCGUAGGAAUAUCGCCCCUCUUUAGGACAUUCGCACCCCGAUAUAUGCGAUGUGGUUUAUUCAAAUAAUUUCGUGAUACUUUCAUCUUAUUAUUGCCUUACACGUUUGAGAAUUUAACUCUGCAAAACUAAAGCUUUUUUGUCUUUUUUUGAAACGUAUUAUUGGAGUAUUGGCAAGUUUUACCAUUCAGAGAUUUACAAACUAAUAUUGAACCUGUAAAAAACAGUUUCAUGUAUACGCGCAUUCACUAAUGAGUAAUGACAACUUAUAAGCCAUACAUUUUCCGAUAACGACAGAACGCUUGUGUAGCCUUUAGUCGCUCUUAGUGACUAAUAAUUUUUUUGAGGGGGGGCAAAAUGGGGGGGGGGCAAAAAUUAAAGUUCCUGGCGCCGCCACUGGUUCGCAUUGAUUCGUGAUUCGCAUAUCUUCUCCGGUUUUGGAUUCGCAUUGGUCUUAUAUUAUCAUUCCGUGGGUUUCCCCAUUGCUUUGGUUUUAGUCUGUUCUCGUUUUUUUUUGUUUUUGGGUUUUUUUCGCCAUUAUUCGCUUUAAUGUAUAUGCGCAUUCCGUUGGUCUUCGCAUUGAUUCGUUAUUCGCAUCUAUUCGUUUUCGCAAUGAGUCGCAGUCAUGUUAUAUUCGCAUUCCAUUGGUUUUGCAGUGAUUCGUCAUUUGCAUCUCUUCGGGGGUUUUUUUUCGCAAUGAUUCGCAGUCAUGUUAUAUUAGCAUUCCGUUGGUUUCGCAGUGAUUCGUUAUUCGCAUCUAAUCAUUUUUCGCAAUGAUUUGCAGUCAUGUUAUAUUCGCAUUCCGUUGGUUUUUCGCAUUGAUUCGUUAUUCGCAUCUAUUCGUUUUUCGCAAUGAUUCGCAGUCAUGUUAUAGUCGCAUUCCGUUGGUUUCGCAUUGAUUCGUUAGUCGCAUCUAUUCGUUUUUCGCAAUGAUUCGCAGUCAUGUGCUCGUCGCAUUCCGUUGGUUUUCGCAUUGAUUCGUUAUUCGCAUCUAUUCGGUUUUCGCAAGGAGUCGCAGUCAUGUUAUAUUCGCAUCUCGUUGGUUGUCGCAUUUUUUUUUAUUUUUUUAUUUAUCGCAGUCAUGUCGCAGUCAUGUUAUAUUCGCAUUUCGUUGGUUGUCGCAUUUUUUUUUAUUUUUUUAUUUAUCGCAGUCAUGUCGCAGUCAUGUUAUAUUCGCAUUCCGUUGGUUUGGCAGUGAUUCGUUAUUGGCAUGGCUUCGUUGUUCGGCCUGAUUCGCCUUUCAUGUGCUAUUCACCUUCCGUUGGUGUCGCAUUGAGUUGUUCAUAUCGCAGGUCUUCGGUCUUCGCAGGGAUUCACCCUACUCGCAUUAUCAAUAUGUAUGUCUAUAGAUGCAUGUUUAUCUCUUCGUGUUCUAGUCGUAUUACUUCGGGUUUUUCGCGCGCGAUGAUUCGCUGUUGGCAUAUCCUCGUUCUUCGCCGUGCAUAGCGUUGUUGAUAUCUCCGCAUUACGGAUGGUUUUUGUUUUUCUGCAUUUUAUUCGUUAGUUGCUUGUCGUCGGUUCGCAGGGAUGUGCAUUUUAGGUGCAUUACGUCAGUGUUCGCAUGGAUUCGUUAGGCGUUGUAGCCUUGUGUCAGCUUGUGUUCCAAUUAACGGGGUUAUAAUUGUAGUGCCCUAUUGGGUUUUUUUUCCUUUUCGAGUUGUGGGUUCAUGUUCGGUCGGUUGAUCCAAGUCUCUUUUGUUUUCUUGUUUAGAGCCUCCAGUUCGUUUUGUGUCUGUUGUUACGCCGUUGUGUGUUUCUGUUUUCCGGCGGGAACUUGAGGAUCAUCCCGACAAGGGACGCGUCAACUAUGUUUGUGAUGGUAUUCAGCACGGUUUUCGUACCGGUUUUUGCCCCGAGUUAGUUCAUCUUCGGUCUUCGUCUCGUAAUAUGCGUUCCGCCAGCGAUCAUCCAGACGUCGUUGAUGCUUACAUUGGAACGGAACUAUCGAAAGGUCGUGUUAUUGGGCCUUUCACCGAUCCGCCAGUUCCCAAUUUGCAUUGCAGUCCCUUUGGAGUCAUCCCAAAGAAGAAUCAACCUGGAAAAUGGCAUCUUAUUCUUGAUCUGUCUUCCCCGGAUUCUCACAGUGUGAAUGAUGGCAUCCCGUCGUAA
Molecule: messenger RNA, 3875 nt
Organism: Paramuricea clavata
Lineage: Eukaryota; Metazoa; Cnidaria; Anthozoa; Malacalcyonacea; Plexauridae
Source: the annotation of a GenBank genome assembly